UUUGGUAUAUAAAUGGCCACUCAACCCAAAGGGCCAGAAUAUUUGUCUAUUUACAUUGGAAACAUUAAGUUGAUUAAACAUUGGGAACAAUUUAAAAAUCAAUAUGAAGCUUAUCCUAUUUACCGUUUUCAUUAUUUUCACAGGUUUCAUAACAAUUCAGGCUGCUGAUAAAAAGAAACCAGCAAAUAUCCCCGAUGAAUUGGAAAACAACGCCACGGGCUCGUGCGAUGUACUGUUCAAUCAAACGGCCGCUCUGGUUGAACCCGUGCUACUUGUUAAUCGUACAGAAUGGCCUACGACAAUGGACGCUGUUAAUAAGCAUUGUGAUCUUGGAGCGACAGUUUAUAAAAGUAUGAGGAAAUACGGUAAAUGUCUCAGUGGACUUUCACGUCAAGCGCUGAACGUUUUCUUACAUGGAAUGAAAAACUUCAUCAAGAGUAUCUGCUCGAACCCCACGAAGAAAUCAAGUACAAUCGAUAUACUUUCAUGUGCUUCGAGUGACAGUUUAAAAGGUUGGAAUAAGUGUUUAUAUCAGGCUAAUCGUCAGCUCGACUUUGCUUCCGACAAUUCAACGGGAAUCGAAAUGGUUGGAAAUGUUUGCUGUAUCUACUCAUCGAUGCUCGAUUGUGUCACCACAAAUACUAAAUCAAGGGCCGAUUGUGACGCUAACCGGGACACAACAAAUUUCCUACGAUCGUCGAUCUCAUUGGUAAUGAAAGAUGUCAUGGAAUUAAUUUGUUCCCGUUAUUCAAACCAAGAGGAAUGUAAUGUUAAUAAUCCCAAAGGUGUGUCCAUACUGAAGGUCAUCGGAGACGAUACCAGUUACCGUGUUGAUGGAGCCUUCUUAUUGUCGCCGUUGCUCAAAACUGCGGUCAAAUUAGCGGCCGUUGAUGAGUCCGAAGUCUAAAAGUCCGACCUUCCGAUACUCUUAAUCUUGAAUCAAUUCUAAUGAUAAUUUGCUUCCUUCUCAUUGUGAACCAACAAUUGAUUCAAUUUUUUGUCGGUCAAUCAAUUAAUUCAAUUAACUCAAUUAUCGUAAACCUGAAAAUUGAAUCAAUUGAAUGUAAAUCAAUUAAUCACAAUUGAAUCAAAUUAACUUCUAAUAAUAAACUUAUCCAUUCAUCUUUCUCUCUCAA
Messenger RNA from Panonychus citri (citrus red mite), 1136 nucleotides. RefSeq lists its product as uncharacterized. The record is from RefSeq and is a predicted model, not a curated record. The transcript is spliced from 4 exons. Bases 104 to 907 code for a protein of 267 amino acids. Lineage: Eukaryota; Metazoa; Arthropoda; Arachnida; Trombidiformes; Tetranychidae.